CUAGUUUUCAAAAUGGUGGAAUUCUAGUUUUCAAAAUGGUGGAAUUCUAGUUUUCAAAAUGGUGGAAUUCUAGUUUUCAAAAUGGUGGAAUUCUAGUUUUCAAAACGGUCCCUAGUAGUGGGAAAGGGCCUCCUUGCAGCUUUUUAUAACAGCACCUCAAAGGUGUCACACCUUUGCCAAAGGGACCCUAGCAACUGGUAGAAUGUAAGUUAUUAUGAGGACAGGGGAUUGUGAUGGUGCCUGGGCUGUGGAGUCUGGUGAGGUCAAAUGUUAGUGCCUCAAAAGAUGUCCUUUGGCCUCCAUCAGCAGCAUUGUGGUCUCCUGAAUGACAACUGAGGACAGGGAAAUGAUGGAAGCCCGUGGAGGGGGAGAAAGCUGCCCAAACUUCCCCAAGAUGGUGCCUGGUGAUCCCAUUGCUGAAGGGAAGUCAAAGGCUUCUUUGGAAGCAGAUCCCCCGAAGCCAGACUCCUCCUGCAACUACCCGGAGGAGAUGGAGACUUGCGAGGACAGAGGCUGCCCAGGGCAGAAGCCACUGCCCCUCAAGGCUGGUCCCACCACCAAGGGCCAGGCGGGCGACGGGCCCCAGCUCGCGGAGCUGCCCCCAGACCUGGGGACCAAGCGCAACGUUGAGAUAGAGCUGGAGAAGGCGCGCAUGGAGUUCGAGCUCACGCGGCUGAAGUACCUGCACGAGGAGAACCAGAGGCAGCGGCAGCACGAGGAGGUGAUGGAACAGCUACAGCAGCAGGCGGCGCCCCGCCUGUUUUCAGGAGGGCUCCGGGAUCUCCUGCUCCCCCAGAACCAGUUUGCCAUGUUCCUGUACUGCUUCAUCUUUAUACACAUAAUCUAUGUCACCAAGGAGAUGGUCGUCUUUCUCUUCUCCAAGCAUUACCUCUUCUGCAUUGCAGCCAUUUUGCUCUAUUUGAUUAAAACUUUGUGGCUCUACUUCCAAGUGCCUUCAGUCUCUUCAUCUCUGGGAAUCCCCAUGCUAGGGUGUCAUCAGGACAUGUUGAAAUUAGCCACCACCCUCUCUUCCUCGUCCCUUCCUGGAACCUCUUUCCCUCAUGUUGUACCUCCCUCCAACCAGAACCUGCUCUUAGGGAAGACCCUGCUGUCCACCAUUUAAACUUUAGUGCAAAGAAAAAUGUUCAGGCCUCUUGUACUAAGCCCAAGUUCUCACUGUGGACAAAGAUACUUUGUCCUGAGGACUUCUAGUUUCUGAUCUGGCAUGUAAAUUUGGAAGUCGUCCCUCCCGUAACAAGAAAAACUGAAAAGGAACAACUCUUCUGAGAUCCAACAGAGAACUGAGGUCACGGAGCAAACCAGCACUCUGAAAACUGGAGGCACAGGUAGAUCCAGAAAACUCAAAGCUUACCCAGAGCAGAAACCACUGCUAGACCCAGCAUUGAGCAGGGACAGUGAAAGGAUAAUUGAGUAACUGCUGGAGACUGAGUGUGGACUAGAGGUAAAAACUCCUGGUGGUAUAGCUUUAGGGGAAGCCCUGCAUUUUAUGAGUUUUACCUGUAGGCACCCUACCAGAUUCUCACCACAAGGAUCGAAGAAAAAUCUCUACUCCUACUUCCAGCGGGGGAGGGGAGAAAUAACCAUUUUGAAACAAGCCCAGAGUGCUUUGUUCUCCUUAACAAUGACCUGCCCUCAAGGAAAACUAUGUUAACUGAUGGGGUGAGGAGAACACCCAACUCUCACCCCCUUUAGCCCAAGAUCACAGCCCAGGAGCACAGGCUUACUAAAAGACUGAGACCUCAUCAUAGGAUGAUAGAACACCCCCUAACAUCAGUAGGGCUCUUAUAUAACAAAAGGGGGUUACAGCUGAAGAGAACUGCAAGGCUCAGACCUGUUUAAAGAAUCUCUGGGGAAACCCAAGAACAGGGGAGACAAAAGCAAGAGCACAGGGAGAAAUUUUAGCCUUUGAACCUACAGCUAUAAGAAACAGUAAGUAUUACCUAAUUCCUUGCCAAAUAAACAUAAAACUUCACACCAAAGGCCUAUUGACCUCAGCUCCUUUUACCUAAUACAUCCUAUCUGGUUUUCAACAAAAAAAUUACAAGACAUAUUAAGAAGUAAAAAAACACAAUCUGAAGAGACAGAACAAGCAUCAGAACCAGACUCAGGUAUGGCAGAGAUUUUGGAAUUAUCAGACCAGGAAUUCAGACUAUGAUUAAUACACUAAGGGCUCCAGUGGAAAAAGUGGACAAUGUGUAAGGACAAAUGUGUAAUGUAAAUAGAUAGAAAUGCUAUGAAAGAACCAAACGGAAAUGCUAGAAAUCAAAAAUGCUAUAACAGAAAUGGGCUCAUCAGUGGACUGAACAUGGUUGACGAAAGAGUCAGUGAACUCGAAAAUAUGUUAAUAGAAACUGUCCAAAGUGAAAAGCAAAGAGAAAAAAACUGAAAAAAAAGUGUAACAGAAUAUCCAAGAAUUGUGGGACAAUUACUAAAAGUGUAACAUAUGUGUAAUAAGAAUGCAGGAGAAGAGAGAGAAAGGAACAGAAGAAAUAUUUGAAGUUGAAAUAAUUGUCGAGGAUUUUCUAAAAUUUUUGACUCACACCAGACCACAGAUCUAGGAAGCUUAUGGAACACCAAACAAAGUUAAUACCAAAAAAGGACAUCUAGGCAUAUUGUACUGAAACUAUAAAAUAUCAAAGAAAAAGAAAUUUUUGAAAGAAGCCAGAUGGAAAAAAAAAAAAAAAAAAAACCUUA
This is a messenger RNA of Loxodonta africana (African savanna elephant), 2715 nucleotides long. It is a transcript of the gene TMEM247, whose product is annotated as transmembrane protein 247. Gene Ontology annotation, cellular component: endoplasmic reticulum. The transcript is spliced from 3 exons. NCBI's taxonomy places the organism in Eukaryota, Metazoa, Chordata, Mammalia, Proboscidea, Elephantidae. The record is from RefSeq and is a predicted model, not a curated record. Bases 326 to 1123 code for a protein of 265 amino acids.